Molecule: messenger RNA, 1368 nt
Organism: Adineta steineri
Lineage: Eukaryota; Metazoa; Rotifera; Eurotatoria; Adinetida; Adinetidae
Source: the annotation of a GenBank genome assembly
AUGGCUACCGCAACACUGACAACAAGAAACUCUCUAAAAACUAUUGAAUGGAAAUGGCAAUCGAAUCCUAAUCCAUGGUCAAAAACUGAGCCACCAACAUGGAGUCAUUAUUCAGAUGUUGAAAAUCUAAUUAUCGAAAGAGCCUUUUUGAAUAAACAAUCAGGAGCCAUCCUGGAUGCAUAUUACAUUGAUUUCGAAAGCAAUCGACAGAUAUCUAUCAAUAAUAAUAACAACCAAAGACCUAUAGAAAGAAUAGUGCGCAAGAAAGAAGACCAACAUUUAAGAGAAGAACGUUUUAUGGAUCUGCCAGUUGCAUCAGAUCGUUCAUUUGGUGGUGAAUACGGUUGGGUAUCGCCAUUCGUCUUGGAGGUUAGAAAAUAUUUGGGUCUGUGCCCAGAUGAACUUCCUUCUAAAAAACCAGAUAUGAUACUAGGUCUUGUCGAAAAAGCUGCUCACGGCAUUAUUGAAGAAGGCAAACAUAUUGGAAAAGAAAAAGAAGCUGAAGAAUUGGCUAAUAUUCUUCAAGAAAAAAAGAAUAAAGGAAUUGAAGAAGUAUGGGAAUGCUGUGCUUACCUUUACUCGUUGGAAAGCUUUCUGUACAAAACUUUGAACGCAAACAUGAGAUUAGUUGGAAGCAAAGAAGAAGAACAUACUUGGCGCCAGACUGUUCGAACACUAGGCCCAUUUUGUUUAUUGCUCUGGGAUGAUCCAUAUAAUAAAAAGGUGAGAACCAACAUUGAAUUAUAUCGCGGAGCCAAACUCAAACCUGAACAGAUCGCUGCUUAUAAAAAAAUGGCCAUGAAUGAAAAUGAAUAUGGCUCUUUUCAAGGAUUUUCAUCGUGUAGUCGUAAUCGUGGAAAAGCAGAGAGAUUUGGUAAUGCAUUGUUCAUUAUGAAAGUAUUGUUUGCAUUUACUGCUGAUAUUAGUGAAUUAUCGAAAUAUCCUAAGGAAGAAGAAGAACUUGUUACACCAGGUGUAUGUUUUCGUGUUAUGUUUGUCGAAGAGGAACCUGAGACAGGCAAAUAUUUAAUCUACUUGGAAUUAAGACAACGUUUUUCUACGGAAGACCAUAAGCAAAUCAGCAUCCAAAAGAAGUCCAACACGGAAGAAGAUGCUUUUGCUUGCGAUAUUGAUAUUUUUGUUGAUGUUAAUGGUCGUCUUUAUCGUCAUGUUGGUCUUGGUCUUAGUGGUUGUGAUGGUAUUAUUCUUGCUACUGUUCGUGAUUAUGAUGAUUAUGCUGAUAUUAUUGAUGAUCAUGGUCUUCUUGCUCUUCGUGAUAGACGUGUUAAUGCUAUUUAUGAUGCUUAUGAUACUCAUGUUGAUCGUUUUGCUGAUUUUGGUUACGGUCGGGAUGGUAAUUGGUUAUAG